Molecule: messenger RNA, 3015 nt
Organism: Electrophorus electricus (electric eel)
Lineage: Eukaryota; Metazoa; Chordata; Actinopteri; Gymnotiformes; Gymnotidae
Product: DNA topoisomerase 1
Biological process (GO): DNA replication; DNA topological change; chromosome segregation
Cellular component (GO): nucleolus; chromosome
Molecular function (GO): DNA topoisomerase type I (single strand cut, ATP-independent) activity; DNA binding
Source: RefSeq, a predicted model, not a curated record
UAUUCAUAUUUUCCCCACCUGGUUUAAAUUGUUUAAACGUAAAGAUGUGUGGUGAUGUGUUGGCGUAUAGCUGCAUUUUAGCUCGCUGGCUCCUGUUAGCUAAUAGCGAGUGAUGUCCUUUAGCCCUUGAGUCUAACGUGUUAUGUCUGAUUUCUGAUGUAGAUGCUGUUUGUUGUCAGACUGUUUGUAUUGAGUGACUGUGUGUGUGUGUGUGCGCGCUGUAUCUGUAUUUAAGCGGGCAUCUGCUGUGAGUGAUGGCUGACCAGGCCAAACGAGGAAGGCUGAAGGUGACCCCUGUAGGAGCAGUUGCGGGUGAUGGCCCUCACAGCAGACACACACUCCUUGGGAAGCCCAAGAAGACAGCAAAGGCCAGAAGUGCCUCAGAACAUUCUCAGAAGGGGUCGAAGCAGCAGGAGGUUAAGAGUCCUAAAGAAGAAAGCACAGACAUGGAAAUGGCUGAUGACGUGAGGUUUCAAUUAAGGCUGAAAGAGGAGGCAGAUGAUGAGGACUUUGUGACGGGGAAGGCGGCGAUAGACAGGAAGAGGAAGAGAGAGCCUACAGACGGUCUUUCCUCCUCCACAAUACUUUCUUUGCAUAAGAAGAAGAAGGUGACACCAGAAUGGGAUGGAGAGACUGGUGUGGGGAAGAAAAAGAGAAAGACAGACAGAAAAGAGAAGAACGUAGUGAAAGAAGAGGGGACGCACCAUCCUAUCCCCACAAAGAAAUGGACAAGAGAGCAGGUGGAGGCGUCCAAGGCCCUCAAGAUCAAGAAGCAGGAGGAGGAGGAGCAGCAGCGUUGGCGCUGGUGGGAGGAGGAUAAGUAUGAAGAUGGCAUCAAGUGGAAGUUUCUGGAACACAAAGGGCCGUAUUUUCCUCCCAAGUAUCAGCCCCUCCCCCAUGAUGUGAAGCUCUACUACGAUGGGAAACCUGUGAAGCUUGGUCUUGCUGCUGAGGAGGUGGCCCUGUUUUUUGCACAGAUGCUGGACCACGAGUACACCACUAAAGAGGUUUUCCGAAACAAUUUCUUCCGGGACUGGAGGAAGGAGAUGACAGAGGAGGAGCGGGUGCUGAUCACUGACCUGAAUAAAUGUGACUUUGGAGAGAUCCACGCCAUGCACAGAGAGAGAGUGGAGACCCGGAAGAACAUGAGCAAAGACGAGAAACAGACUCUAAAGGAGGCCAAUCAGAAGAUUAUGGAUGAGUAUGGAUACUGCCUGUUAGACCACCAUCGGGAGCGUGUUGGGAACUUCAAGAUUGAGCCUCCGGGCCUUUUCCGUGGAAGAGGAGAGCAUCCCAAGCAGGGAAUGCUGAAGAGGAGAAUUCAGCCUGAAGACGUGGUCAUCAACUGCAGCUGGGACUCUCGUUUCCCUGAGCCCCCUGCUGGGCACAGAUGGAAGGAAGUUCGUCAUGACAACACAGUAACAUGGCUGGCUAGCUGGACUGAGAACGUGCAGGGUUCCUUCAAAUACGUGAUGCUCAGUGCCAUCUCCAAACUCAAGGGAGAGAAAGACUGGGAAAAGUACGAGUUGGCUCGCAGGCUGAAGUCUCGUGUAGAUGACAUCCGACUCCAGUACCAGAACGACCUCAAGUCCAAGCAGAUGGUCACUCGCCAAAGAGCAGUGGCCCUCUAUUUCAUCGACAAGCUCGCUCUGAGAGCAGGAAAUGAGAAGGAGGAAGGUGAGACUGCCGAUACCGUGGGCUGCUGCUCCCUGCGCGUGGAGCACAUCACCCUACAUGAUGUGCUGGAUGGAGAGAAGUGUGUGGUGGAGUUCGACUUCCUGGGAAAAGACUCCAUCCGCUACUACAACAAGGUUCCUGUCUCUAAGAGGGUUUUUAAAAACCUCAAGCUUUUCAAGGAAAGUAAGCAAGAGGGAGACGACCUUUUUGAUCGUUUGAACACUGCGAUGUUGAAUAAGCACCUAAGCUCUCUCAUGCCUGGUCUCACAGCCAAAGUGUUCAGGACCUACAACGCCUCCAUCACACUACAGGAACAACUCCGGGAGCUCAGCACCACAUCAGAUAACAUGGCAGAGAAGCUACUCUCUUAUAACAGGGCAAACCGCGCGGUUGCAGUUCUCUGUAACCACCAGCGAGCGCCACCAAAGACCUUCGAGAAGUCCAUGGCCAACCUACAAACAAAGAUUGAGAGCUGUAAGGAGAAGCUGGCAUUGGCUAAGAGGGAACUGAAACAGACCAAGGAGGAGGCCAAGGGGAGCUCGGACAGCAAGCUGCUCACUACGGUGGAGAAGAAGAAGAAGGCAGUCCAGCGUAGUGCUGAGCAGCUGCUGAGGAUGGAGGUCCAGGCUACUGACAGAGAGGAGAACAAACAGAUCGCCCUGAGCACCUCCAAACUCAACUAUCUGGACCCACGGAUAACCGUGGCCUGGUGUAAGAACAUGGAGGUGCCACUGGAUAAAGUUUACAAUAAGAGUCUGAGGGCCAAGUUUGCCUGGGCUGUUGAGAUGACCGAGCUGGACUUUGAGUUCUAACACUACAUUCUGCACAUAAUUCCUCUUGAAUCAUUAAUUUAAGUAACUUUUAACGUGAAAUUGUUGACACUUUUGCAGCUAAGGUUUUAAAAGUCUGUUGGCACUUUUAAACAUGUUUUAAUGAGAAAACAAAAACAUAAUAAAUUUCAAUGAAUGCAUGCUAAUAAGAAUCCCUGUCAAAUCUGUUUUCUCCAAAAGAAAAAUUAAAAAUGUCCUGCCGGUAAUCUUUAACCUGUGACUUUAAUCUAAACACUACGAGCCUGUCUUUUUAAACCUUCACACACCACCUGGGCUGGUGCCAGAUGAUUGUAUGAUGAUUGUUCAAUAACAGUGAAUACACAGUCUAUACUUCCUGACAUCUUGAUGAACGUUUGACUCAGGAGUCCUUGUCUAGGUAACCACUCCGUUCCUACACUAGGUGAGCUGGAGUCCGCGCAGUGGGAGAUGCACACGACAUAUAGGCUCUGUCAGCUUGCAUGAGUUUCUUUUCAUUCAGUGAACUGGUCUGAUGGUAAAACUAACCAGU